AAACAAAGCCGAAUUGGUCACUGAAAGCAUGGAAGUUUAUGUUGGUGAGGGAAUCGUGAGAUUUCAUCCUAAGGUCCGUGCGUUUUUGGUUGCAGGGUGGGGGGACUGGGUUCAACCUCUACCAACAAGUCCUAUGCUUGUUUUUCUGUUGCUACAGUUUCUUUAAAUGGUCAAGGGUGCCGCGAACCUGGCAGCUACUGAGGAACGCCGUGUGACCAUCACUGGUGCUCUCUAUAGAACUGGCACCAGUUUUGAAAAGUUGUUCCAUCCAUGAGUCUUGUGAAGUGCUUGAAGUUGAUUGCACCUGCGUUGUGCGAGGAUGGAUGUCGAGGAGUAGCGCUGGGGGAAACUUUCCCAUCACUGCAGUAGCACUUCUGUGUGCGACUUGCAGGGUUGUGUUGCCUGAGGAAAUCUGUUUGGCUGCUAUCGUGUGAGAUGCUGCUGUUGAGAGUGCGAGGGGCAAGAUGAAGCCUUUCUGUACGUCCUUCAAUGCUUGUGAGCAGCGUUUAAGAACUGUUUGCAAGUUUCGUCGAAUUCCAGGGUUCUCGGUCCGAAUAGGAUACAGAAGAGCGAAUGCUGCAAGAUCAUGUCCAGGGCAUGCACCAUCAUGACGACAGCUGAGCGGGAUCCUACUCAGAGACGGAUGUUUCGACACGCUUCCGGACUGGUAUUGAUCUCCGCACUGCUCAUCUGGUCUCUUGAAAUUCAUCCUAUUAGUGCUCAACAACAGUACAGAAAUACCAGCGGAUACACAUGCUCGGGCACUACAAGAUGCCAAACUUACGCUUUCUACAGAACGGCAGGGUCGCAAUCAACUCUGACAUCCAUAGUUACGCUAUUCAACACUAGCGUCGAAGGAAUUGCCACUGCAAGUGAUGUUGAUCCUAACAGGACAAUCCCUUUCAAUGAUAGAGACCCUCUCUACAUCCCUCUUAAUUGUAGCUGUUUCAAUAAUACUUUUCGAGCACUUACGUCUCAGCAGAUUAAGUCCGGCGAUACGAUGUACAAGUUCGCCAAUGGAACUUACCAGGGGCUCACUACCUGGGAAGCCAUUAGCGUCGCAAACCCCACAGUCAUAAUCACUAACAUGACGGUAGGCGACUACCUGGUGAUACCAUUGAGAUGCGCUUGUCCUACGACUACGCAACGAAGGGCUGGUUCUCGAAUUUUGCUCACUUACUCGAUCUUCCCUGAUGAAACCCUAAAGUUUAUCAGCGGUCUGUUCAACAUUCCGGAAGUAGAGUUACAAACUGCAAACAACGGGGCGAGUUCAGCAAAUCUAGCAGCGUUUACUACUUUGCUUGUUCCUCUUCCGAGUCUUGUACCUUUGAGCACGAUGAAAUUUCCAUCACCUCCUCCGCCCUCGGUGGAAGCACCAGGUCCAGCACCGUCCACCCUUGUUCCUGUGAUCACCAACAAGGAUCCAUCCAAGACGUCAAUGUACAUUGGCAUCGUCUUUGGUGGCUUCGGGAUGGCUUUGGCUUUUAUCCUGGCAUGUGUGUUGUGUGCUACUGUUAAACGUUACAAGAACAUUAUUCGCAAGAUAGAGUACGAGAACAGAGGCUUGUUGAACAGGAAGUCCUCUGUAACGGAUAUCGACUCUCUUGACACUGCGAACUCUAGCUUGGUUAGUGGCAUGACGGAUCUGUUUGGCUGCGAUAAGCUUACAAAAUUCUCGUAUGAAGAGCUGGACACGGCCACAAAUCAUUUCAGCGAAGACAACAGAAUCCAGGGAUCCGUCUUCCUGGCGAAAUUGAACGGGUCAUUUGUAGCAAUCAAGCGAAUGAAAGGGAACAUGUCGGACGAGCUCAAGAUUCUGUCCCAGGUUCACCAUGGCAAUGUGGUGAAGCUGGUUGGCAUGUGUGCAAGGGACUCAGAUGGGCGCUCGGAGAAUCUCUACAUCGUCUACGAGUAUGCAGAGAACGGCUCGCUCAGUGACUGUCUUCAUCACCAAAUGGCAUAUCCAACCUCCAAUUUCUCACGGUCUGUUGGAUUGCUGAUUUGGAACACAAGAAUGCAGAUAGCGGUGGACAUUGCCUCGGGGCUAGAGUACUUGCACAACUACACCAACCCUAGCUUGGUGCACAAGGAUGUGAAGAGCAGCAACAUCCUUCUGGACAAAAACUUUCGUGCCAAAGUAGCCAAUUUCGGAAUGGCAAAACCUGCUGACAGCGGGGAGCCUGGCCCCCUCAUGACUGAGCACAUCGUCGGCACACAAGGCUACAUGGCUCCAGAGUAUCUAGAGCACGGUUUGGUCUCGACCAAGGCCGACGUGUUCUCCUUCGGGGUGGUGCUCCUGGAGCUGCUAUCUGGGCGGGAGGCGAUCUGCAACGACGGCGGGGGAGAGUUCACCAUGCUGUCGGCGACAAUCUCCAACGUUCUUAGCGGCGACGACCAGAUGGCAAAGCUGCAAGCUUGGAUGGACCCCCGAUUGCAGAACGCUUACCCGAGCGACAUCGCCCUCAGCGUGGCCAUCCUGGCGAAGUCGUGCGUGGAGACGGAUCCGAGGUCGCGCCCCGACAUGAAGCAGAUCAGUUUCGCGUUGUCGAAGAUGUCCAGUGCGUCGCAGGAGUGGCAAAUGUCUACCGGAUACUCGAACCACCCCAUCGAAGCUCGCUGAUCAUCCAGACACGGUUUCCAGACUUUUUCCAUCCGCAUGCUCGAAUUUUGUACAGACGCACCUCGAGGAUUGUACGCCGCGAUCGAUUUCGCGGUCUCAGUCGAAAAGGAUCCGAGAUCUAGAUGCGGUUACGCAGGUAAGAUGCAGGAAUCCCAUGCCUUUCAUAUCUAUUCUACCGUAAACUUGAAACGACCUACAGAGUUGGAAAAACAAAUAUGGACAUGUGGAUUUGGACUUCUACUGGAAACUUCGGAGGUUUUAGGUACAUAUUCACGCAUUAUCUUGUGCCCUUUUUCUCUCUAUUAGUUUUGAAUUUUUGGUGUCUAUAUGGGUUUUGAUAACUUUACAUUUUGCCCUUUGAAACCACACACCCCCCCCCUUUUGCGGUUUGUACCGUAGGGAUGUACCGUGGAUGGAUGAACGAGCGAAGGGACAUCCAUCCACUGGGGGUUGGGCAGCAUGUAGAACUUUCACCGCUGCCCAACCCUCUUAAGCCAAUUUUGGGCAGCGAGCCAAAUUCUCACUACUACCCGCCCCACUCAGUUUGUUAAUAUAUGUGGUAGACCUGACGGUAUUGAGGUUAAUGCUUCCUUCUUCAUCCGCCUUAGUCUUAAUUAUGUGCCUUGCCAUUGUAGGAUUUGAUGGGUAAAUUGGGCUUCUUUUGAACUCUUCAUUUAAUCUCCGCUUCUUCUUUGCC
Molecule: messenger RNA, 3317 nt
Organism: Physcomitrium patens
Lineage: Eukaryota; Viridiplantae; Streptophyta; Bryopsida; Funariales; Funariaceae
Product: protein LYK5
Biological process (GO): protein phosphorylation
Molecular function (GO): protein kinase activity; ATP binding
Source: RefSeq, a predicted model, not a curated record